Syngnathus acus (greater pipefish) is the source of this 3871-nucleotide messenger RNA. RefSeq names its product LARGE xylosyl- and glucuronyltransferase 1 (gene large1). Gene Ontology annotation, molecular function: xylosyltransferase activity; glucuronosyltransferase activity. The record is from RefSeq and is a predicted model, not a curated record. The transcript has 15 exons. The coding region runs from base 587 to 2854 and encodes 755 amino acids. Gene Ontology annotation, biological process: protein O-linked glycosylation via mannose. NCBI's taxonomy places the organism in Eukaryota, Metazoa, Chordata, Actinopteri, Syngnathiformes, Syngnathidae.
UCAGGAAGAAAGAGCUGCUGUGUUGAGGCCGAAAACUCGGGCACAAUCUGGAGGGGAGACGACAACAAAAUACCUCCGUGGAACAUUACAUGUAGGGACACUCAACAGGAGACGUCAAAGGGAUUUUUUUGUUUUUGCACAUGGAGACGAGUUCGUUGUGCUUUUGCAAGCUCCGGCUACGGCCGUGAUUGCGCGUGUGUCGCUGUAAUCAAGUCCCGCUACUCUUAAUGAGACUGAAUGUGCCGUCUUGAGAUUUAAAUCUUUCCAUGGAGGAGACCUAGCUGCUCCGCUUUUUGCUCUCUGACGCUGGCCGGUUGUCACUGGCGCAACAUCCCGCAAAAAACUCUUCCACUGCAAGAACUGUGAUGAAGGAACCGUAGAAAUUUGCGUGGCAGAAGCAGAGUGGGAUUUUUUUUUUUUUACGCUUUUGAAUUUUGUAUUUAUUUCCGUUUCGAGAUCCGAAGGCUUUUAUCGGACACAAGUGUCUUCGACGGCUCUGCAUCAGUGCCAUGAAUCAUCGUGGGCAACAGCUGCUACCCACAUAGAGGUCACCCCACCUCUCUUUCCAUUCGAUUCGGUCCAGAGGAUGCUGGGAAUGUGUCGCGGACGCAGGAAGUUCCUGGCGGCCUCCCUCGCCCUGCUCUUCAUCCCAGCGCUCACUUGGCUCUACCUGUCGGUCGGCAGCUUUCAAGUGAAGCCACUCCCCCUGUCACCGUUGGAGACCCAGUCGUCCACGCCCGCCGGAGGUGCGGGCGAGCGGCAAGCGUUGGAGUCGCGGGUGCGGGCGGUGGAGGAGGAGAAUCGGGCGCUCCGCCGCGAGCUCAGCCGACCACCCCGGAGCCCCUCGUCGCGCCUUCCGUACGGCGGUCACCAUGGCAACCAAAGCAGAGCCCAUUCAGAGGAGGGCACCGGUGAUAAUGAGGGCCAGAAAGCUGCUGCAGUGGGGAACAGCUCAGACUGUGUCCAGCAGCCAGUCGUGGACAAGUGUGAGACCAUCCAUGUUGCCAUCGUUUGCGCUGGUUACAAUGCGAGCCGAGAUGUAGUGACCCUGGUUAAAUCCGUCCUUUUCCACAGGCGGAACCCCCUCCAUUUCCAUUUCAUCACCGACUCCAUAGCUCAGCAAAUCCUGUCGUCUCUGUUCCACACCUGGAUGGUUCCUGCUGUCCGGGUCGACUUCUAUGACGCAGAUGAGCUGAAGUCUGAGGUGUCGUGGAUCCCCAACAAGCAUUACUCUGGAAUCUACGGUCUGAUGAAGCUGGUGCUCACCAAGACGCUUCCGCCAGAUCUCCAAAAAGUCAUCGUCCUGGACACAGACAUCACGUUUGCCACGGACAUCGCCGAGCUAUGGGCCGUCUUCCACAAAUUCAAAGGCCAGCAAGUUCUUGGUCUGGUGGAGAACCAGAGUGACUGGUAUCUUGGAAAUUUAUGGAAGAACCACCGACCAUGGCCUGCCCUGGGUCGAGGCUUCAACACUGGAGUGAUUUUGCUGCUCCUCGAUCGACUUCGAAAGCUGCGAUGGGAGCAGAUGUGGAGGCUGACGGCCGAGCGGGAGUUAAUGAGCAUGUUGUCGACUUCCUUGGCGGAUCAGGAUAUCUUCAAUGCUGUGAUCAAGCAAAACCCGUUCCUGGUUCACCAGCUGCCGUGCUUCUGGAACGUUCAGCUUUCCGACCACACCCGCUCAGAGAAGUGCUACAAAGACGUGUCGGACCUCAAGGUCAUCCACUGGAACUCCCCAAAGAAACUAAGAGUCAAGAACAAGCACGUGGAGUUCUUUCGCAAUCUCUACCUAACCUUCCUGGAGUACGACGGCAACCUGCUGCGCCGGGAGCUGUUCGGCUGUCCCAGCGAGGCCGAUCACAACAGCGAGAAUCUCCAGAAGACGCUGUCCGAGCUGGACGAAGAUGACCCCUGCUAUGAGUUCCGCCGCGAACGAUUCACCGUCCACCGAACGCACCUCUACUUCCUCCACUACGAGUACGAAGUCACGCCCGACAAUGCGGACGUCACGUUAGUGGCGCAGCUCUCCAUGGACAGACUUCAGAUGUUGGAGGCCAUCUGCAAGCACUGGGAAGGCCCCAUCAGCUUGGCCCUCUACCUGUCCGACGCUGAGGCCCAGCAGUUCCUGCGCUACGCUCAGGGCUCCGAGGUGCUCAUGAGCCGAGGCAACGUAGGUUACCACGUGGUCUACAAAGAAGGACAGUUCUACCCGGUCAACCUGCUCCGAAACGUCGCCAUGCGGCACGUCAACACACCUUACAUGUUCCUGUCCGACAUCGAUUUCUUGCCCAUGUAUGGCCUCUACGAAUAUCUCAGGAAGUCGGUCGUGCAACUCGACAUGGCCAACAGCAAGAAAGCACUCGUGGUGCCGGCGUUUGAGACGCUGCGCUAUCGCCUCUCCUACCCAAAAUCGAAAGCCGAGCUGCUUUCUCAGCUGGACAUGGGAACGCUUUUUACCUUCAGGUACCACGUGUGGACCAAAGGCCACGCGCCCACCAACUUUGCCAAAUGGCGGACGGCCACCAUGCCCUACAGGGUGGAGUGGGAGGCCGACUUUGAGCCGUACGUCAUGGUGAGACGGGACAGCCCCGAGUACGACCGCCGCUUUGUGGGCUUUGGCUGGAACAAGGUGGCGCACAUCAUGGAGCUGGAUGCGCAGGAGUACGAAUUUGUGGUCCUGCCCAAUGCGUACAUGAUCCACAUGCCGCACGCGCCCAGCUUCGACAUCACCAAGUUCCGUUCCAACAAGCAGUACCGGGUCUGCCUCAAGACCCUGAAGGAGGAAUUCCAGCAGAACAUGUCGCGGCGCUACGGCUUUGCCGCCCUUAAGUACAUGACCGCCGAGAACAACAGCUAGCCACCGCGGGCCCUCGCCGCCCCCAGGCCGCGAGUGACUGUACUGACUCGGUAAGCGUGGGGGGGCGCGAGGGUACAUGGACCCGACUCGGACCUUCCUCAAAAACUUUGACCUUAAGUGUGGCGCGUGUGGACCGCAGCUUUCAAAGCGGGAUCCGGGAAAUAGUCACCUCCGCUCGGAUUGUGGAAUUAUUGACGUAUGCAUGUGGGCCAAUGUACACACAGGUGUGUGCGUGCCAGUCAAGGGAGUGACAGCCUUGCGUCCAUUCAGUUUUGCACACCGCGGACACCGUCCAAGUGCCGUGACCACUCGUCAAAAGCUUUUUUUUUUCUUCCUCUCCUCUAACCGGACAUCAUCAUCAUCGCGGCGGCGAGACAAAUCGGUAAGGAUGGAGGGGAGCGACGCGAGCAAUCACAAUCCAUCCUCCUCAUUUAAAUAGGCAAGGAAAAUGGUCGCCAAGUGUAGCGUACUCCCUUGUCAUGCGUGUGUGAGUCUUUUCAAUCAAAACCUCUGUGUUCACUACAAACUAUGAUCUACUCCGUUUCACCUUUGCCUCCAGUCUGAUGACAUUUUUUUUUUGGUAUUCUCCUUUCAAUUGAUGUUUGUUUGCAGGUUGCUAAAGAUGAAGUCAGAAGGGCAGGAAAACAAGCUUGAAUAUUUCUAAAGUCUUUACAUUUGGCCGAGUUCCAAAGAGUCUGCCUCGAGAUAGAUUGUGGUCAGUUUUCAUUAGUUUCAGUAUUAAUUUAAUUUAAUGUGUUUAUUCUUGUGUUUGUUUUUGACAUGAUUUGAUCUUGCUUUAAAUCCUUUUUUUUUUUUUUAUGUUUAUUUUAUUUUUACUGUUGUUGAAUUUGAGGCCAGUGGCCCGCCUUCUUUUUCUCUCAUUCACCCGAGAAAAAAGACGCAGAAGGGCCGUCAUGCAGGUUUGAAUGUGUGUGUGAGAUUUUGGAAGUGUGUGACGCGGAGUGGAUGGCUGACUGAUGCUGCUACCUGAAAUAAAAGUAAAAGUGUCAAACGCUU